This is a messenger RNA of Tarenaya hassleriana, 1692 nucleotides long. RefSeq lists its product as uncharacterized. Lineage: Eukaryota; Viridiplantae; Streptophyta; Magnoliopsida; Brassicales; Cleomaceae. The transcript has a single exon. The coding region runs from base 218 to 1417 and encodes 399 amino acids. The record is from RefSeq and is a predicted model, not a curated record.
AUGGGGUCCGCUAACAAACAGCUAUAAAUAAAAGAAGCUUGCUUUGAUACACAAAGCUCCUCUCCUCGCCCUCUCUCUAUUUCUUUCUUUUUUUAAUUUUCCGAUCAUCUUUUUCACUUCGCCAUCACCCAAAUCUCAAACCUCUUAACUCAAAAAGCCGCCUAUUUUUUAAAGCUUUGUUCGGAAGAUCUUUUUGCCCACAUUUACCCCUGAAAAAAUGGUCGACGUGGACCGGAGGAUGACCGGUCUGAGCCCGGCCCAUGCCGCCGGCCUCCGCCGUCUCUCAGCCCGCGCCGCCGCACCGCAGACUCCAACGGUGAGGAACAGUCUCAUCUCUUUCUCCUCUCUCGCCGACCAAGUAAUUGCCCACUUAACGAGGUCGGGUAUCCAAGUGCAACCGGGCCUAUCCGAAGCCGAGUUCGCUCGGGCCGAGGCCGAGUUCGGGUUCGCGUUCCCGCCGGAUCUCCGCGCCAUCCUCUCCGCCGGAGUUCCCGUCGCCGCAGGAUUUCCCGAUUGGCGCUCUCCCGGAGCGCGGCUCCAUCUCCGCGCCAUGAUCGACCUCCCAAUCGCUUCUGUAUCGUUUCAGAUCGCGAGAAACGCCCUCUGGUGCAAAUCGUGGGGACCGAGACCAUCCGACCCGGAGAAAGCGUUACGGGUCGCGAGAAAUGCGCUGAAAAGAGCUCCUCUCAUGAUACCCAUUUUCGACCACUGCUACAUCCCUUGUAACCCAUCGCUUGCUGGUAACCCGGUUUUCUUCAUCGACGAGACUCGGAUUUUCUGUUGCGGUUCGGAUCUUUCCGAUUUCUUCGAACGCGAGUCUGUGUUCCGGGGCUCCGAAUCCCGCCGAGACAUCCUGACGAAACAGCGUUCUGUGAGCGAGAAGUCCGCCGGGUCGUCGUCGAAUUUCUCACGGAGGAGCUUGGAUAUGGGCCGGGCAAACGGGUCGGGUGCCCCGAGAUGGGUCGAGUUUUGGAGUGACGCGGCGGUGGACCGUCGCCGGAGAAACUCGGCGUCGUCGAUGUCUUCGUCUUACUCUACGUCUCCGGACAGGUACUCGGACUUGCCCAGAUCCGAGAUUCCGAAAUGGGUGGACGAGUACGUGGAUCAGAUCGGGUCGGUUCUGCGGGAGGGCGGAUGGAGCGAAUCAGACAUAGAUGACAUCAUCCACGUGUCGGCGUCAGGGUUCUUCGAGGGCGAAAUGGUAAUUUUGGACAACCAAGCGGUUCUCGACGCUCUGCUUCUGAAAUCGGGUCGGUUCUCGGAAUCGCUCCGGAAAGCCGGUUGGAGCUCCGAGGAAGUAUCCGACGCUCUGGGCUUCGAUUUCCGGCCGGAGAAGGAAAGGAAGCCGGUGAAGAAGCUCUCGCCGGAGCUCGCCCAACGUCUCGGUAAACUGGCAGAGUCGGUUUCCCGGUCGUGAUUCGUUUCCUUUGAUUGCUGUUAUCUCCUUAACUACACAAGACACGUAAAAAUUUAAACGUUUUAAAAAAUUUACAAAGGGUAUGUAAUUUUUACAUUUUUACCGUACGGAAGGAAAAUAUUUCAUAUUUGAACAAAAAUGAAAAAAACAAAAAACAGCAGGAGAGCGCGUUGUACUAAGAAAAUACAGUGGAAAAAGAAUAAUAAAAUAUCCGGAAUUUGUAUAUUAAUGACUGAGCUUUAAUAAAUUAAUUGGCUACAGCUCAUCUUUGUUUA